UUUAAAGUCAUCAAUUAAUUCAUUAUUAUAAGCACUGCAUUGACAAGCAGCCACAAUGCUUCAAGGAACAAAUAUCAUCCAAACAUUUCAGAUUGAAAUAUUCGUCUUUAUCUUUACGUUGGCCAGUACCAUCGAAGAUGUGACCGUACAAUUGGCUGCCCAGGAUAAAUUCUGCAUGCACCGUCUCAACUCGACGAGAAUCUGUUCACAACUAUCGUCUAUCGAUCAACAAUGGCAUUCAAGUGACGUGCUUCUCAUCAUCAAAGAUGAGGUGUUGGUUCAGGUGACCAUGUUCAAUUUCUACCAGACCAUAAUAGCAACCAUUCCGUUAUUAUUCACAUCCUUAUUCAUCAGUUCAUGGGCAGAUCGUCAUCGGAAAUCGGCUAAAAUUCUACUUAGCAUCACAACAUUCAUGUGCACUAUGGAGUCAUUAUUCCUAUUGAUCAAUGUCAUCAAUUUCCAUUGGAACGUAUACAUCAUGUUGAUAUCAUUCACAUUGCUACCAAUGGUCGGCGGCACACAGGUAGUUGCCAUGACUGUUAUAGCCUACCUGACCAUCGUAAGCGACAGUCAACAACGAAUCAAACGUUUUGCCAUUAUCGAAUUGAUAGCCAUUGUGGCAGGACCAUUAGGAGUAUUGAUAGGCGGUCUAUUGAUCCGAGAAGAUUUGUUGCCACCAUCAGCAUGGGCUCAUCGCAAUGGUCAAUUGCACAAUUAUCACUACGUCAUACUGGUUGCAUUAUUCUGCAAAGCAUUCACAUUGAUCUAUGUGCUACUAACCAAAUUUCGUAAACGUCCCAAAUGCAACAGAAAUGUGGCCCACGAAUCCGAUCCAUUGAUUGUGACAAACAAACCAAACAAUAAGGAAAAGAAGAAAAUGAAGAAAAAGAAAAGCACAACACAUAGAGCACGCAAAUAUGUCCAAAGUGUUGGCGAUAUCUUUGUCAUCAGAAACAUUAGCGAAUCAUUCCAGGUUUGUUACCGUCGUCGACGCAAUCAACGCCACGUGUUCAUAUGGAUGCUGAUGAUCGCCAUGACAUUGGUGACAAUGACUAGAGUCAGUCUGGGAACGAUUCUCUUUCAAUUCGUACAGAAAGUAUACUAUUGGGAUGCCAGUCUCUAUUCAACAUUCAAUGCCAUACUAUACAUCACCACACACGUGUUUGGAUUGAUGGUGGCCACACCGACACUGACCAAUUUACUUCAUUUAUCAGAUUCAUCCAUUCUCGUCAUUGGACUGUUAUCAAUUAUGGCGCAGAAUUUCAUAAGAGGAACAAUCAUCAAUGUGACUGCAUUCUGUCUUUCAUAUUUAUUCGGUUCACUUACCAGUCUGGUAUCGGUUUCAAUCAGGGCCAAAUUGUCUAAACUAAUCGCAUCGGACGAACAAUAUCGGCUAUUCGGAAUGUUGACCAUGAUGGAAGCCAUAUCACCAUUGCUCGGUGUUUCAAUCUACACACAAAUAUUCAACCAAACCAUUUCCAUUUAUCCGGGUUUCGUUUUCCAAUUUUCUUGCUUCAUUCUAUUGCUGCCCAUUGUUAUCACCACGUUUAUCACUUUCUAUCUUCCAACUCAUCAUCAAAAUGAUGAUGAUGAUGAUGAUGAUAACAAUGUUGUCAGCCAAACAACCAUGAACAAUGUGGUGAAUGAGCACUGCGUUGAUGAUAAUGAAAGCGAUGAUGAUAAACAACCAAUGUGCUAACAUUCAAGUGCCAAUGAAACAAUGACAAAAUCAAACACAAACCAACAAACCAACAAACCAACAACGAUGACGAGGACCUCUUUCGUUCGAAAUCGGUACUACCGUAUUAUUUUAUUAUUAUUUCAAUUUCAAUUUCAAUCGUUAAAAUAAAUUCCGUUCAUUCAAAUUCA
This is a messenger RNA of Dermatophagoides farinae (American house dust mite), 1869 nucleotides long. NCBI's taxonomy places the organism in Eukaryota, Metazoa, Arthropoda, Arachnida, Sarcoptiformes, Pyroglyphidae. The record is from RefSeq and is a predicted model, not a curated record.